This is a messenger RNA of Fonsecaea erecta, 1401 nucleotides long. RefSeq lists its product as hypothetical. The coding region runs from base 1 to 1401 and encodes 466 amino acids. The record is from RefSeq and is a predicted model, not a curated record. The transcript is spliced from 2 exons. Lineage: Eukaryota; Fungi; Ascomycota; Eurotiomycetes; Chaetothyriales; Herpotrichiellaceae.
AUGAAGUUCGGCCAGGACUACGAAGCUGCCCUCGCCCGCGGCGAAUAUCCUCCGGACUGGGUGAACUCUGCGAUCUCCUACAAAAAGCUCAAGAAAUGCAUCAAACGCGUGCAACAAGAACUUCUGAGCCUCGGGCUGGACAAAGAGACCCUUGAUGCGCUGUGGAAGCACGUUGGCUCAAAAGGUUCGGAUGCGGACGGAAGAGUAACUGAUAGCUUGCUCCAGUACACGGUCAAGGAUGGUGAGAAGGUCAGCUUCACGCCCAAGCUGACCAUCGUGGUCGACCCUCGUGAUGGCUCCCCCAUGGACGCAUGGCUGAGCCCGGAUACCCGCAGGAUCUUACGACGCCUUGCCCGGUCGUCCAGCAUUGAUAGCUCUCAGAACCAGGAUGGAGUUAGUCUCGAGCAACCCAGAAUUCCCAAUGAUUGUGACAAGAGUGGACAAUCGUUGGACAAUAAGGAGGAGGAGCAGCAGCAGCAGCAACCGGGGAACACGGUGGAAGUGCCUUUGACUGCCGAUUCAGAGUUCUUCCAGACACUCCGACGGGAAUUAGCAUGUCUAGACGACCUGCAACAAGCCGAACACGCCCGCCUCCAGGAGGAAAUCACCCGACUCGGCAGCGAACUCCGCGCACUACGAGCGAGUAGGUCCAGACGGUCCAAAAAGGAGGUCGAAGCAUGGCGAAAGAUCUUCGAACUUUACUCGGAUGCCGAAGUCUUCCUCUCCUCUCAUGAGGUCGAUGCAGGUGCUCGAGAUGCGGCACAUGCCCAACAGCAAUACCAACUUUUCAACCAGUCUCUUGCCACACAGCAGAAGAAUGAUGUCUUGAAGCUGGGAAAAGAGGCGAAUGCCGCUCUGUCUCGCUUCCUCCAGAUCAACGUCAACCUUUUGCGGCUGCUCAAAUUCCAAGAAAUCAACCGCACCGCGCUCAGCAAGAUCAUGAAAAAGUUCGAUAAGCGCACGUCUUUGCACGCGAAAAGGUCGGUGGCACAGUCACUCACAAAGACCUCUCCGUUCAUGGCAGAGGAUUUGGCCAAGGCCACGUGCUUUACCAUCUCGGAAGAAGUGUUGAGCAUCAUCCCACAGCUCAACGAUUACCUGUGCCCGAUAUGUUUCACCAUCUCAUGGAGACCCAUCCGAUUACGUUGUGGGCACUUGUUUUGCAUCCGAUGUAUGGUUAUCAUGCAAAGGGAGGAAAAGGAUCAUUGCCCUCUAUGUCGAGAGGGGGUUGUCAUGGAGGCGACUGAAAGCAACAUCGACAAAACGAUGGUCAAGUUCCUCAAGGCCAAUUUCAAAGACGAUGUGAAGGAGAAGCAGCGGCAAAACGAGAUCGCAGCUGGAAUCGACCAGUGGGGUGCUGCUUAUGAGCAUGCUCAAAUGCAGAAAUGCGUUAUCAUGUGA